Molecule: messenger RNA, 798 nt
Organism: Rotaria socialis
Lineage: Eukaryota; Metazoa; Rotifera; Eurotatoria; Philodinida; Philodinidae
Source: the annotation of a GenBank genome assembly
AUGACUGUUAUGAAACUUACCAUGAUUAACUGUUGGAUCAUUCUAAAAACAGUGACUUUGGUUUCUGCCUAUCCAUCACAACAAUUUUUACCUGGGCAAGUGAAAGAUGGCGAAUAUUUAGUUGGAGGCGACAUGAUUUUUCCAACUCACAAUAUGAUGCGUGGUGUUGCGCAGAGCACAGCUGGCACUCGAUGGACAAACGGAAUUGUGCCUUAUGUCAUGUCGACUGCCUUCACUGCUCAACAACAAACACUUAUAACUGGUGCUAUGAGAAAUAUAGAACGAUUGACUGCCAUCAGCGGUCGUAAAUGUGUACAAUUUCGCCCAAAGAUUGCCACAGAUCGAUAUUCGAUUUUGAUUAAAACAGGCAGUGGAUGCUCGUCACAUGUCGGUCAAAACACAGGAUGGACUGGUCAAUUGCAAUUGACAUUGCAAGUUUCUACGACGCCACAAAGUUCACACUGCAUGUAUGAACGAACUAUCAUGCACGAACUCUUGCAUACAUUAGGAUUCAAUCACGAACAUCAACGAUCAGACCGAGAUUCGUUCUUGACAAUUAACUACGCAAAUAUUCAGAAUAGUUAUGUGUUCGCAUUCGAUAAGUUAACAUCAGCAAAUAGUGAUAACCAAGGAACACCAUAUGAUUAUAAUAGUAUAAUGCACUACGGUCGGAAAGCUUUCAGUUCAAAUGGACAACCAACAAUGGUGCCAAAAAAUCCUACAGCUACUAUUGGUGUUAAAACAACUCUUAGUCCCAUCGAUAUUCAAGAAAUUCAAAAAUUUUAUCAAUGUAAAUGA